Molecule: messenger RNA, 1794 nt
Organism: Saccoglossus kowalevskii
Lineage: Eukaryota; Metazoa; Hemichordata; Enteropneusta; Harrimaniidae
Product: phosphatidylinositol N-acetylglucosaminyltransferase subunit Q-like
Biological process (GO): GPI anchor biosynthetic process
Cellular component (GO): endoplasmic reticulum; membrane
Source: RefSeq, a predicted model, not a curated record
AUGGAGGUGUCAAAUGUUAUACGGGUAUUGUUCCCAUUUAGCUGUGUGAUUUCCGAAGACGGGAUUCUCAUUGGAUGUCAAGAUUCACGCAGGAGACUUGUUUGCGUUGUGGGUGUAGUCAAUCAGCCAUGCAGCAAUGAAACGGUCCGUACAUAUUUACGGAAGGUAUCCCUCGGUCAGAAAACUACAUAUCCCGUAACUGUUCUCGGAACUUGGCGGAGGGGACAACAUCACGAUGACACUGCUUAUAGAGCAAACUCUUUCCCCGCGCACGGGCAAGACAACUGGAUUGAAAUGUACACUUAUGUCAACAACCCGGAUCCUCCAAACUGUAUUGCGUAUGGGACUUGGGAAAACAACGCCCUCAUGAUGAUCUUGUACGAUCAGACGAAGUUCUUGAAGGCAAAACUUCAGAACCAGGAAGGUAACAGCGGAAUAGCAAAUGGGAAGACUAAAAAGAACGAAUACAUGACCGAUAUUGACUGCAUUUUUGAUAUGGUGAAUUCAUGUAAGAACACAGUACUUUGCAGUGGACAUAAUGCCAUUGAAUAUGACCUAAAUAUUAUACAUAGCCAAUCAGAACGCAACAAAAGCUGCAAGAUUUGGACACUAUCACUAAGUCUAUUGAAUUGGUGGAUGAUGUUAAUAUUCAGCGUUAUAGUAAAAAUGACAGGCAUUAUUACCAUGUGCAGUUUAUGUGUAAGUAAUCCAAUACAACGCUUGGUUAGAUUCCCAGCCACUGGAUGUCAGUUAGUAGAAAGAUAUCAUCAUUUAUAUCACAUUCUGACUCUGCAUAAACAAAGUGAUCAUGAGGAGUUGUAUCAGAGGACUUCAUCAAAGCUGUACAUCAGAAAGGGUAAUAUGUUAUCUUCUAUUGUUGUGGAUAUACUGCUUGGCGUUGCUGUUAUGUUAUGGUUGAUUCACUAUGACUAUCCAAACCUACUGGCUUCUCAAAUCAUGCAACUUGUUGAUGUGAUAGGCGGAGAGUUACAGAAGUUAUUGGCAUGGAUGAUGGGUGUUCCAGCUGGUUUAAAACUCAAUAGCCAACUUGAUAUGUUCUUGGGUAAAUUCUUCCUCUACCAUGUCUAUCUGUGGUUAGGUUACCUGCAUGUUUUAAGGCCAUUUAUGUCUACAAUAGUAUGGUGCAUUGGUUUAUCUGGAUGUCUUGGAUUAUCAGUCUUCCUAUCUCUAAUGAUGGAUUUCUUAUCAAUGUUGACAUUCCAUAUUUACUGUUUCUAUGUAUAUGCUGCAAGAUUAUAUAAUCUGCAGCUAGCUGGAUUGUCAUCAUGCUGGCGUUUAUUUCGUGGUAAGAAAUGGAAUGUGCUUCGACAACGUGUGGAUUCAUGUCAGUAUGAUGUAGAUCAGCUGUUUGUUGGUACCCUCAUGUUUACAAUAUUACUCUUCCUCCUACCAACCACUGCAUUGUAUUACGUGGUGUUCACAUCAUUUCGUCUAGUUGUGCUGGUAUUGGAAAGCCUCCUGGCAAAGAUGGUAGUCUACCUCACAACCUUCCCAGUAUUCUCUCUGUUUUUGAGAUUGAUCCAAUCUGAUAUCCUAGCGGGAGGUGUUCGCUUCUCUGUGAUUGAUGGGCCAUCAAACCAACCAUUGUGCCUCUCUAUUCAUGUGGAACCCACACCUUACUCGGUAGUAUUAAAACAGGGAAAACUGGAGAAGAUGGAUACAUGGAAAACAAACAAUGUUCAGAAACAAUCCAGUAGUUUGGGUAGUAUUUGUAAAAAAUUACUUGCUGGCCACCUAGUCUACCCAUGGGGCGGUGAAAAACCAAAGAAAUAA